Molecule: messenger RNA, 560 nt
Organism: Amoebophrya sp. A120
Lineage: Eukaryota; Dinophyceae; Syndiniales; Amoebophryaceae
Source: the annotation of a GenBank genome assembly
UUCACACAAAUGGUUGCCGCGGUCCGCUUCAUUCACGCACAGAAGAUCGUGCACUUUGACCUGAAUAAACCCGGCAACUUCGUACGCAAUCCAAAUGGAUCGCACAGAAUAAGUCUUGUCUUAUUGCAAGUAGAAGAACUGUUCUCAACUUUCAAAAUGCAAUUUGUCAUGCUAGGUUGGCGACUUCUAGGUAUAAAAAUUAUACAUCGAUUUGUCAUGCAUGGUUCUACUUGCAAUGAGUAGCAGUGCGGUACUUUUGCGCAGCAUACUUUCUGUUGUUCGACAAUCGGACCAAGGUGAAGCUGUCCGACUUCGGGCUCGCCAGGGUGCUGGAACCGAACAAAACCCACAUUAGCAGGCACGGCCACUGCGGGACGGUUCUGUACAUGGCCCCGGAGGCCUUCCACCAGGGCGAGCAGUACGAGUCCAGUAUGAAAAUGCGGCCGGAGACGGAUAUUUGGUCGUUGGGGAUAAUCCUUUACGCGAUGAUCUACGGCAAACCGCCGCACGCGCACCUCUACACGCACCGGGGCGGGGCCAGUCUAUGCAGGAAAAAAUAA